UCUCAUAUAGAGACUAUUAUAUAAAUACCUACCUAGGUACCUAGGGGCCUAACAUACCUAACGGUAGUACAUGACAUGACUAUAUCUUAUCUAAAGACUUAACUACCACCUAACCUUAUAGGUAUUCCAAGAAGCUACCCCGCCAAAGCUAUCCUUAACAAACCGGCCCCCGUCUCAACCCACCUUUCGCCAUAACAGCUUGGAAUAACGCCUCCAUUCUUUUCUAAGUCCUAUCUCUUUCUAAGCCUCAAUAUCAUCAUAUAUUUUAGUCGAAUAAUAUUCCCGGUUGGCGUCGCAAGAAAUGGAUCAGAAAGCAGACGAUAUUCUGCGACGACCCCUCUAUGUCUAUGACCUCCCCGACCAAGUCCUUAACAGCCUCUCCUUAAAACAAGACGCCGCCGUUAACGGCCCAGAUACGACCAAGGAACCGACCGAAUCUGCAACGCAAUCACAAACACAAGAUGCGACGUCUGGAAACUCGCCACCCGUAGUAGGCUCGCAGUCAUGCUCGCUAUGCGCCCUCUCGUUUGGCACCGUACAAGAUCAGCGCAGCCACCUAAAGUCCGACCUACACCACUACAACCUGAAACAGAAACUGCGCGGAAGAAACCCUGUCUCCGAAGCUGAAUUCGAGAAGCUGAUUGCGGAUCUCGACGAGAGUCUUUCAGGCUCCGAUUCGUCGGACUCUGAUGACGAAGACGAGGAUAACGACGGCAAGGAGAGCAACCUUCUUACAACGCUUUUGAAGAAGCAAGCUACGCUCUCGGGAGAAAGAUACAAUGCCAUGGGCGACGAUCAAGGAGACGGCGAAGAUGGGAAUCCAAAAAAGAAACAAAAGGGCGGCGGCGCGCAGCCUCUGCUAUGGUUUAGCUCAUCUCUCCUACCUCAGAAUACAUAUUUUGGCAUCUAUCGCGCCAUAUUCGCGCUGGCAGAAUCCAAGGACGAAAAUACAAUCGUCGAAACGAUCAAGGAGAAGCAACUAGAACCAAUACCCGUGCCCAAAGCGGGACCGGACGGUAACUUUGCGCCCUCUGUCCUUAAAGGACCGCACAUCUUCCUCUGCAUGAUCGGUGGCGGGCACUUCGCAGCCAUGGUAGUGUCACUGGCGCCGCGACAAACGAAGCACGGAUCUGUGGGCCCUUUGAAUAGAGAAGCGACGGUAUUGGCGCAUAAGACAUUUCACAGAUACACUACGAGGAGGAAGCAAGGCGGUUCGCAAUCAGCAAACGACAAUGCCAAGGGCAACGCUCAUUCAGCCGGUUCUAGUAUACGUCGGUACAACGAGCAAGCCCUAACAGACGAAGUCCGAUUGCUUCUGCAAGAUUGGAAAAGCCUUCUUGACACGGCAGAGCUAUUGUUUAUUCGGGCUACAGGAUCUACAAACCGUAGAACCCUCUUCGGCCCCUACGAAGGCCAAGUCCUACGAGCCAACGAUCCGCGCAUACGAGGCUUCCCAUUUAGCACGCGAAGGGCAACCCAGAAUGAGUUGAUGCGAUCUUUUAUCGAGCUGACGCGGUUAAAAGUCCGCGAAAUUGAUCUAACUCAGGUUUCAAGGGCGCAGGAGGAACCGUCUGCGAAGACGACUUCUAAACCAGCGAAGCCGACUGUGCCUAAGUUAACAGAGGAGGAAGAAACUGCACUAUUACACACGUCACAGCUGCAAGCUUUCAUACGGAGAUCUAAACUGCCCGCUCUACUAUCCUACCUGAAGAGCAAUGACAUAUCCGUUAAUUUCCUCUUUCAGCCAGCAGACUCGACCCAAAACUACCACGCACCAACUCCUCUACAUCUAGCAGCGAACCAGAACUCAGCGCCCCUCGUACUAGGACUACUAGUAAAAGGAGCCGCGGACCCUACGAUAAAAAACGGCGAAGGCAAGACUGCCUUCGAGCUAGCCGGCGAUCGAUCGACAAGGGACGCCUUUAGGGUAGCGCGCGACGAGCUCGGCGAGUCAAGAUGGGAUUGGGAAGCCGCGCGAGUGCCGCCUGCCAUGAAGAAAGAAGAAGCAGAAAAGCGAGACGAGCGCGAACGCAAAGAGGACGAGAGGAAAGAAGCAGAACGGCGUAAAGCCGAGGAACAACGGCUCAAGAGCGAAGGGCCCAAAAUUCCCGAUAGCAAUAGCAAAGGGCGCGGGAAGAGUCUGCUAGAUAGUGGCACGAAGAAGUCCGCGCAGGAAAAGCGCGAGGAGGAGGUAAGGGGCCUUACUCCCGAGCAGAGGAUGAAGCUCGAUCGAGAACGAAGGGCCCGGGCGGCGGAGGAGAGACUGCGGAGGAUGCAAGCUGGCGGUGGCGGCUAGACCACAAUAGAUACA
This is a messenger RNA of Daldinia decipiens, 2311 nucleotides long. RefSeq lists its product as uncharacterized. The transcript has 2 exons. The record is from RefSeq and is a predicted model, not a curated record. NCBI's taxonomy places the organism in Eukaryota, Fungi, Ascomycota, Sordariomycetes, Xylariales, Hypoxylaceae. Gene Ontology annotation, molecular function: protein binding. Bases 302 to 2296 code for a protein of 664 amino acids.